Molecule: messenger RNA, 933 nt
Organism: Orycteropus afer afer
Lineage: Eukaryota; Metazoa; Chordata; Mammalia; Tubulidentata; Orycteropodidae
Product: olfactory receptor 6C2-like
Biological process (GO): G protein-coupled receptor signaling pathway
Cellular component (GO): membrane
Molecular function (GO): G protein-coupled receptor activity; olfactory receptor activity
Source: RefSeq, a predicted model, not a curated record
AUGAGAAACAGCACAAUAACAUUUAUCCUUCUGGGACUGACUGAUGACCCACAACUGAAGGUUGUGAUUUUCAUCUUUCUAUUUAUCACCUAUGUGUUGAGUGUAACUGGAAACCUGACAAUCAUCUUCCUCACCUUCAUCAAUUCUCAUCUUAAAACUGCCAUGUAUUUUUUCCUAAAAAAUUUCUCCUUCUUAGAAAUCUCAUUUACGUCUGCUUGUAUUCCCAGAUACUUGUACAAUAUAUCAACAGGUGAUAAAACAAUUACAUAUGACAAUUGUUUCAUUCAAAUUUUUUUUACUGACCUCUUUGCUGUCACAGAAUUUUUCCUCCUGGCCACCAUGUCCUAUGACCGAUAUGUAGCCAUCUGCAAGCCCCUACAUUACACAACCAUCAUGAGCAGCAAGGUCUGUAGAAGACUCAUCCUUUGUUGCUGGACAGCUGCCUUGUUGAUCAUACUCCCACCACUGAGCCUGGGCCUAAAUCUGGAAUUCUGUGACUCUAAUGUCAUUGACCAUUUUGCCUGUGAUGCAUCCCCUCUGCUAAAGAUCUCGUGCUCUGAAACGUGGCUUGUAGAGCAGGUAGUCACAGUUUGUGCUGUGGUCAUCUUUAUCAUGACUCUUGUAUGUGUUAUUCUGUCCUAUGCAUAUAUCAUCAGGACCAUUCUACGCUUCCCUUCCGUCCAGCAAAAGAAAAAGGCAUUUUCCACCUGCUCUUCCCACAUGAUUGUGGUUUCCAUCACUUACGGAAGCUGCAUUUUCAUGUACGUCAAACCUUCAGCAAAGAAUUCAGUGGCCAUUAAUAAGGGUGUAGCAGUACUCAUGACUUCCAUCGCCCCUAUGCUGAACCCCUUCAUUUACACCCUGAGGAACAAGCAAGUAAAACAAGCCUUCAAUAACUCUAUCAAAAGAAUUGCAUUGUUCUUAAAGAAGUAA